Messenger RNA from Camellia sinensis, 492 nucleotides. NCBI's taxonomy places the organism in Eukaryota, Viridiplantae, Streptophyta, Magnoliopsida, Ericales, Theaceae. The record is from RefSeq and is a predicted model, not a curated record.
AUGGAGGAAGUAAAGCUUUUGGGUCACGUGGUAUCUGACAAGAGAAUAUCAGUAGACCCAACUAAAGUAGAAGCAGUGACAGAAUGGAAGCAACCUAAGAACACAUUUGAGAUUCGUAAUUUCUUAGGAUUGGCCGGUUACUAUCGAAGAUUCAUUCAAGACUUUUCAAAAUUGGCCAAACCAGUGACACGUUUGACUCAAAAGAGGGUAAAGUUUGAAUGGAAUGAGUUUUGUGAAAAUUCAUUCCGAGAACUUAAGAAAAGAUUGACGAGUGCCCCUAUUCUCAUAGUGCCAGAACGUGACGUUGGGUACAACGUGUAUUGUGAUGCUUCCAAAGAAGGUCUGGGGUGCGUAUUGAUGCAGAAUGGCAAGGUGGUGGCAUAUGGAUCAAGGCAAUUAAAGAGCCAUGCGAAGAAUCAUCUCAUCCAUGACUUGGAGUCAGCAGCUAUAGUUCACGCACUCAAAAUUUGGAGACAUCGUGGGACGGAAUAG